Nicotiana tabacum (common tobacco) is the source of this 1056-nucleotide messenger RNA. NCBI's taxonomy places the organism in Eukaryota, Viridiplantae, Streptophyta, Magnoliopsida, Solanales, Solanaceae. The record is from RefSeq and is a predicted model, not a curated record.
AUGGCUGAAAAUCACGAAACCUCGAGUGUUCCAAGUAACACCCCUAUUGAGUCCUCACCAGUUAAAACAUCGAUGUUAGACUCCUCACUCAGCACCACCACUUUCCAAAAACCUAAGGCAGAGUCACCCCCACACNACACCACUACUUUCCAAAAACCUAAGGCAGAGUCACCCCCACACUUAGUUUCCUCUCCUACCCAAUUGAGUUUUGGUUCUCAUCGGAGCCGCAAAAUCUCGACUCCUAAAAAGUUUGUGGCUACGAGCUCUACUCCUACCUCGCCGAAAAAAGAGGGUGAAAAAGGCACAGUCAAAGAUGAAAAUCAAGAAAUCUCCAGUCUUCCCAUGGAAGAAGGCUCAAAUGCAGACCAAACUGCUGGUUCUGAGAAUGCUGACUCCACAAAGGCAUUCCCCGAUCUUGAGUCUGCACAGAAAAAUACUACUGGAGUACCUAAUAAAGAACCUAAUCCCUCCUCGGAGGAUCCAACUCAGGGGUCCUCUCAAAAGCCCCAUGUGAGUAUUGACCCUACUCUCUCUUCUCAUUUUGAUGCCGAGCCUUUGUCUGUGGUUGUACCUAAGAUGAGAUCUGAUUAUGGAGAAGAUAAUGGAGAUAGUGAAGAGGAUUCUGAUGAUAUGCCCAUCGCUAGCUUGACUAGGCGUAGACCAAUUCUGGUGGACCAAGUAAGUUUCGCCUAUAUUAUCCACUGGAGAGUGAUGGAGCAAGCCAAGCUCACCAGAAGUAUUAUUCCGUCCACAAAACUUCUCGUUGGGUUCAAUUUGGCAAGAAUAACAACCUGGGAAGAGAUCUUGCUGCCCACGAAUGCCGAGGGGGUGAUGAAGAUGACCCUUUUCGACGUAGUGGAUGGUGAUAUAGGUUACAAUAUCAUCCUUGGGAGACCAGGGUUGCACAAGAUGAAGGCUAUGCCAUCAAUGUAUCACCAGUUGCUAAAAUGCUCGACUCCCGAGGGAAUUAAACAAAUAAAAGGUGACCAACUGGCAACAAGGGAGAUAAAUGCAAUCUUAAUUUCCAGUAGCAAAAGGAAGGAGCAUGCGGCAUAG